Nicotiana tabacum (common tobacco) is the source of this 1420-nucleotide messenger RNA. The record is from RefSeq and is a predicted model, not a curated record. Lineage: Eukaryota; Viridiplantae; Streptophyta; Magnoliopsida; Solanales; Solanaceae.
GAAGCAAGAGAAUUUGUAAUUUGUGCGGUUAAGAAGAAUCCGAGAUCAGAAAUUAGAGGAAAUUGUGUUGCUUCUCUUGUAGAGUAUAAGAUGUUCAUUGACCGUGUUUUACAAGAUGGGGUUCAUCGCCAAACGUCAACUUCAGAACAGAGUACUAUGAUUUUGUCUAAGAACAGUCCUGUGAUGGUGGAAAGUAACUCGGCUGAUGUUUUCUCUAUGGGACAACUAGAAUCAAAAGAUGGAAUGUUGGUUCUUGUUAAUCAGACUGAUUCUGAUGAAUUCUUUGGAAUGGUGAACGUGGAAAAUCAAGAAUGCUAUUAUCACGAAGGUGAUGAGGAGAAAGUUGAUUGGGAAUCUAUAUUGGAUUUUGGGGAUCAUGGUUCAGCGGCGCAAAAGAUCCAAAGUGGGAGAUAUAGUUGGGAGCAAAACGGAGUGGCUUCACUGUUCAAGGAUUUAGCCAAGAUUUCAGCAUAUAGGGAUAGAAGCUUUCCAGGAACACAGGAAGAAUUUGAAGAUGCUUUGCUGAAGUCGACAACUGUUUAUGUGGGGAACAUGUCCUUCUACACAACAGAGGAACAAGUGUAUGAGCUGUUCUCUCGUGCUGGAGAGAUUAAAAAGAUAGUGAUGGGAUUGGACAAGAAUUCCAAAACUCCUUGUGGUUUCUGCUUUGUAAUCUUCUACUCUAGGGACGACACCGAAGAUUCUGUCAAAUAUAUCAGUGGGACAAUUGUUGAUGAUCGCCCUAUUUGUGUGGAUUUUGAUUGGGGAUUUCAAGAAGGUAGAUACUGGGGCCGCGGUAGGAGUGGUGGACAGGCAAUCUCCUCAGUGGUCAUUCUCAUUGUGAUUGAACUUUCGACCCCAAGACUGGUGCAUCAGCAUCUAGUUGUCUUUCUAGGUUCUAUGCCACCAUCUACAAGAACCACAAGCCGCAAGGAUAAUCAACUUGACGAAAGAUUUAUACGUCGAGGUGGUUAUGGAAAAUUGGCCCAAAAGGAAUUGGAACAAAGACAGCUAGUGGAUUAUGGUACAGGAUCAUUGGCGCUUACCCACCAGUUAUGCCGUCACAGUAGUCACCUCACUAUGGUAGACGUGGUGGAAAUCAUGGUCAUGGAGGUUCUUAUGGGCAAGGUAGAGACUAUCAUCGCAAGCGACACAGGGAAUCUCGAAGAAUCUCUGAUCAUGAAUCUAGACCGGAGAAGAAUCCAUGUUUCCUUGAGAGUGGUGAUUCUGAUGAAGAGGAAGCGGCGUACUUAGUUCUGAUUAUUGGAUCGCAAUCUUCUUUAUGAAAUGCCAUCAUGGAACCAGUAUAGAAGUCGCAGUACUUGGGGUUUUAUUACUCAAAAUCUGUAAUUAGAGGCGAAUCUAGGAAUUGAAGGGGGUGGGUGCUACAUUUCCUUUAAUGUAUACCUUGUUUUGACUA